This is a messenger RNA of Closterium sp. Naga37s-1, 1101 nucleotides long. The record is from the annotation of a GenBank genome assembly. Lineage: Eukaryota; Viridiplantae; Streptophyta; Zygnematophyceae; Desmidiales; Closteriaceae.
AUGAUCAGGUGUGGAUAUACUCUUAGCAGCAGUUUCUUUGUUGCGGAUCACGUAGGGUGGUGUGCGGUGGUGUGCAGUGCUGCGUGGUGGGGCAGGAGCUGUAGGGUGUUUCGAGCAACGGCAGUCAGCGGGUCUUCUCAACCUGUUACCGGUCAGUGUGGGCGUUUUGGCGCUUCCUACAUUUCUCCAAGGUGCUGUGCGGUGCGGCGUGGUGGAUUAGGAGCAGGGUGUUCUGAGCAGCGGCAGUCAGCGGGUCUUCUCAACCGGUUACUGGUCAGUGCGGGCGUUUUGGUGCUUCCAACGUCUCUGGGGUGCUCUGCGGUGCUGUGUGGUGGGGCGAGAGUGGCAGGGUGUUUCGAGCAACGGCAGCAAGCGGGUCUUCUCCAUCGGCUAGCGGUCAGUGCGAGCGUUCUGGUGCUUUCAACAUUUCGUUCUGGUGCUGUGCGUUGCUGUGUGGUGGGGCAAGGUGGGGAGGAACCAGUUUUUGUAGUGUGCAGUGCAGUGGUGCUAUAUGUUCCGUUGGUUCAUGGGAGUGGGUGGUGGUUUCUGCUGAUUGUCGCUGGUGGGAGUGGUGCGUGCUAUGGCUGCUUCUGCAACGGGUGCUGCUGCUGCGACAAGGGGGGGCUGCUGCUGCGACAAGGGGGGGCUGCUGCUGCUACAAGGGGGAGUGCUGCUAUGAGGGGUGCUGCUGGUAAGAGGGGUGCUGCUGCUACAAGGGGGGGUGCUGCUAAGAGGGGUGCUGUUGCUGCGACAAUGGGUGCUGCUGCUAGAAGGGGGAUUGCUGCUGCUACAAGGGGGAGUGCUGCUAUGAGGGGUGCUGCUGGUGAGAGGGGUGGUGCUGCUUCUAUUAGGGGUGGUGAUGCUACAAGGGGGGGGAGUGCUGCUGCUGCUACAAGGGUGCCGCUGCUACAAGGGGGAGUGCUGCUACAAGGGGUGCUGCUACAAGGGGGAAGAGCUGCUGCUGCUACAAGUGGGGGGGGGGUGUUGCUGCUGCUACAAGGGGAGUGCUGCUGCUACAAGGGGAGUGCUGCUGGUAAGAGGGGUGGUGCUGCUGCUGCAAGGGGAGUGCUGCUGCUGCGACAAGGGGGAGCGGGAGAGUAG